This is a messenger RNA of Rhinocladiella mackenziei CBS 650.93, 498 nucleotides long. RefSeq lists its product as uncharacterized. The transcript has a single exon. Lineage: Eukaryota; Fungi; Ascomycota; Eurotiomycetes; Chaetothyriales; Herpotrichiellaceae. The record is from RefSeq and is a predicted model, not a curated record. The coding region runs from base 1 to 498 and encodes 165 amino acids.
AUGGCACCGACACCAGCUAACAACAUCGCCUACACUGCGCUCAUCAACCCGCCCUCGGCCACUCCCGCGAUCACCAUUGAACAAAUCUGGAAAGGGCUCGAGAAGAAAAUCACCGCUGGCCAGGAUUUUGUCGGCGGCGCCCUCAUCUCCACCGACGUCAUCUCCACCUCCACCGACGAACAAGGUCGUCCCGUCACAGUCCGCGAGGUCGUCUUUCGCGAUGGAAACCGACGUGUUCGCGAGACGUGUAUCGCGUUCGAACCCAUGAAAGUCGAGUUUCAUCAAGAAGACGGGAGCAAGGUGCAGAAUGUCAUCAGCCAUGGCAGCGAGGGCGAAUUGUUCAUGACAUAUACCUUUGAGUGGUUACACCCUGAGUGUGCGGGCGACGUGGCGGCUUUGGAAGCCAAAAAGGAGAAGGAGUGGAAGAUUGCGAAGAUGGCUGUGGACAAGACGAUACAGGUAAUGCGAGAGAUGGUUGUAGAUGGGAGAAUAAAAUAA